Leptidea sinapis is the source of this 1115-nucleotide messenger RNA. RefSeq names its product RDS/peripherin-like protein xRDS35. NCBI's taxonomy places the organism in Eukaryota, Metazoa, Arthropoda, Insecta, Lepidoptera, Pieridae. Gene Ontology annotation, cellular component: membrane. Bases 151 to 1044 code for a protein of 297 amino acids. The record is from RefSeq and is a predicted model, not a curated record. The transcript is spliced from 7 exons.
GUCAAUUUGAUGGCCGCCUUUCAAUAUCUCAACCCGCAAGGAUUAUAACUGCGUUUUAUUUAUAGUGGAAAUGGUUGCUAAUGUAUAGAAGAAUUAAUUUGGGGAGAGUUGUGAUUAUAACACGUGUUUAGUUUUAUCGCACAAAGUAUAAUGAAAUGGAAUGGUCCUAAUCACCCCAUUGUAGUAUGGGCCUCCUGGAUUUUAUGGCUUAUAUCCGUUUUGUCGAUAGCAUGGUCGCUCACGCUGUUCAUUUAUCUAAGUGACGUGCUCUAUUUUACAGGAACAGAUUUAGUGAAUGCACUUGUUCUGCUUUCGGGAAUAGUGAUGACGCCAACGAACCUUUACAUACUGAAUGCAAUUGCGAAGGGAACUAAAAUUGAACAUAAGGCGAUUAUGGUUUGCUGCCCAUUAUGGCUAUGUAUUAUGUGGAUAAUCGUGAUAAACAUCGUCGGCGUUGUUCUGUGUUUGCGGCUCAUUAUGGAAAACCAGGAUGCCACGAGCCUUUUACUUACGGAUAGCCUCAGGAAGUACAGACAGAAUCCAAAGUAUAAACAUUUUAUCGAUAAUCUUCAAUGGUCGCUGGGAUGCUGUGGGGUGCAUUCGUACAAGGAUUGGUUUACUCAAGAAUGGCAUGACCAUUAUCGUGACUACGAAUGGGAGCCUAUAUUCAAAACCAGAGAUGUGGAAUUGAAAAGUGGUACUAUGGAGGUCGACAGUGUUCCGUUUAGUUGCUGCAAAAGCGGAUCAUGUGUUUCAAGUUACCUUACAGAGCUCGGUACUAACUCCAUUAACACAACCGGCUGCAGCACUACGCUCUAUAACAUAUUAUUGUUGUCCGCAAAUGCUCACUUGGUAGUGUUUGUUAUAACGAUUCUCUUAGAGAUUGUUAUACUCAGGUUUAUUAUAUUAAACUCUGCCAGCUCUAAACGCAGGAGUACCAGCAAGAAGCUUAUUAACCACAUAAUGGCUGUCAACACUAACUUUGACGCCUCCAGCAACUCGUUUCAAUACAACCCUGACAGCGAUUACGAAGUAGGAGAAUAGAUCCGAGGGCGCCAUCUUUAAUUUUUAUAACUAAGUAUUAAUUUGUAUUAUUAUGCAUUAAAAUAAUUUAU